AUUAUAAGUUUUCUAGCAGAAUCCAGAAACUGUCAAACUGUUCUAUGGUAACGUGCUGGAAGAAGUAACCCGACAAUUGUAGCAUUGCUCGCACGGUACAUGCAUGGGACUAUAAGCUAAGAGACUUAUAUUACAAAUACAAAGUGUUCUAUUACUCCAACGGAGAGUUCGCUUGAAUCAGUCAACUACAAAAGUGAUAGAAAACAAAAAUCAUGUUGAGUCUUGUAUUCGCAGCCAUCGUAAUAGCAACUUUUUGGAUACUUUUCCGGUUAUAUGCUAGUUACAAGUUAAGUUACUGGAAGAGACGCGGCGUUGAAUACCUCACCCCCGACUUGAUUUUUGGCAACGUCAAGAAUGCCAUAUUAUUCCGUUCUCCACCGGCAUGGCACAUGGGCAAAUUGCACAAGAUGGCUCGUGCGGAAGCGCCAUUCGUCGGUUUCUACAUCUUCCACAAGCCAUGUCUAUUACUACGCGAUCCAGAUAUCAUCAAGCAUAUCAUGAUUACAGACUUUGACAAUUUCACUGAUCGCUACUUUGCGGGCUCCCAUCAGAAGGACAGUAUGGGCACGAAGAAUUUGUUUGCUAUAAAGAAUCCGGCCUGGAAAUAUAUGCGAUCUAAGAUCAGUCCUACUUUGACGAGGAACAAGUUGAAAAAUAUGUUACCGUUGAUGAUGGAAGUUACAGAGCCUAUGAUGAAAUACUUGGAAGAUCAACUGGUUAAUCAGGAAACAGUGAAAGUUUUGGAUGCUCAAGAUAUUUAUUACAAGUACACUACUGAUCUAAUUGCUACAAUUGCGCUUGGUACUAAAAUAGAUUCCUUUUAUUAUCCGAAUGAGUUUACGCACGCAGUUCAUAAAUCCUUUCACGGAUUAAAGAGAAUGAUUACUCUCGUGGUAGUCUUCUUCAUACCUCAAGUACUGAAAGUGCUCGGUACAAGGAUGUUUUUUAACUCCUACGAAUAUGUGACAAAAUUUUUUUGGAAGGCAAUGGAUAACCGCGAAAAAACUGGCGAGAAGCGAGGCGAUUUCAUCGAUUCGUUGAUUCAAAUAAAAAACGGCGAGCAAAAUCCUGUUUAUAAAUUUGAGGGAGAAAAUCUGGUGUAUCAAGCUGCUACUUUUUUUUCUGGCCUUGAAUCCAGUUCUACGUGUGCAGCUUUUGCUUUGAUGCAACUGGCGAAGCAUCCGGAGUAUCAGAAGCUAGCUAGGGAAGAUGUUAAUAGAGCGAUCGAGAAGUACGAUUGGACGUUUGAAGCGUUUCAGAAUAUGAAAUAUCUCCAACAAAUUAUAUUUGAAACUCUGAGAAUGCAUCCACCCGUCGGUACCAUCGACAGAAACACUCUUCAGGAUUACAAGAUUCCUAAUACCGAUAUUAUUAUCGAAAAAGGUACGCCGUUAUAUAUUUCUUUGUAUGGAAUUGGAUUGGAUCCUAGAUUCUGGAAUGAACCAGAAGUAUUCAAUCCUGACAGAUUCGCUGAGGGCUAUAUUCCCGAGGCUUUUAUGACGUUUGGAACUGGUCAUAGAAUGUGUAUAGGACUGAAAUUGGGUCAGCUGCACGCUAAAGUCAUUUUAGCUUUAUUGCUAAGAAAUUAUGAAGUUUGGCAAGUCGAAGAGCAUACAAGUUUUCUGGAUCGACGUUCAACUCUCACAACUGCGGGCAAUGGAAUUUAUCUGCAUUUCAAGAAGAUAUGAUAACGUUUAUAUAAUUUAUUGAGGUUACGGAUAAUAAUCGAAAUAACGAAAUAAAUUUCGCAAUCUAGUUUUACACAAUAAAAUAUGUUUAAGUUUACAUAGUAAAAUAUGUUGUUAAGUAUGUAUCUGACAGAUAUCAAUAUAUCUCAAAAAGCAAA
Molecule: messenger RNA, 1846 nt
Organism: Monomorium pharaonis (pharaoh ant)
Lineage: Eukaryota; Metazoa; Arthropoda; Insecta; Hymenoptera; Formicidae
Product: cytochrome P450 6k1
Exons: 7
Coding region: 213-1688 (491 amino acids)
Molecular function (GO): oxidoreductase activity, acting on paired donors, with incorporation or reduction of molecular oxygen; heme binding; iron ion binding
Source: RefSeq, a predicted model, not a curated record